UGAAGGGGGCAGCAGUGCGAUGUUUAGAGCGGGGGUGGAGAGUUGGGGAGAGAUAGAGCAAAAGAGAGCGAGGCAGCCAAAGUGAGAUGGUAACGGCAGAGGACUGAAUAUCCACUUGGUGGGAAAGCAGCUAGUCGCGUUUCUUACUCAGGAGCAGCGGGACAUCUCUGUGCACACGGGUGUAUGGAGUGGUCUCCAUGCGUGCUAUCAGACCAUUUUUCUUCCGUUACUUCAACGCGUGUUUGUCUUCAUCUGUAUAAGUCAGACAAGGGGGGCUUUUGUUGUUGCGGAGCGCAUCCCGGGCUUGGAACUGAACUGGAACAAUCUCUUUGCAAAGUGCAGAUAGCCUACUUUUCCUCGUUGGACCUAACGUGUGUCUUUUGAAAUGUUCGUCGGAAGGAGAUCGUGUUGGAGGCAGUUGCAGGCGUCCUUUUUCAGGCUACUUUGUCUUAUUCCCACAGGAUUCCCCGUCCGGAGUGUGGAUAUGCAACGCCCGACCGACAACGUUACCGUACGUCAGGGUGAUACAGCUGUAAUCAGGUGUUACGUGGAUGACAAGGUGUCCAAAGUGGCCUGGCUCAAUCGGUCCAACAUCAUCUUCGCCGGCCAGGACAAGUGGUCCCUGGACCCGCGCGUGGAGCUGGUCACCAAGGGUCAGCUGGAGUACAGCCUGCGCAUCCAGAAGGUGGACGUGUACGACGAGGGCCAGUACACGUGCUCCAUCCAGACCAAGGAGCGCGCCCGCACCUCCCAGGUGUUCCUCAUCGUCCAAGUUCCUGCAAACAUCUACAAAGUGUCGGAGGACAUCACUAUAAACGAGGGGAACAAUGUGACACUGACCUGUCUCGCCAGUGGUCGACCAGAGCCGAUGAUUACCUGGCGGCUCCUAAACCCAUCAGCUGAGCCGCUGGAUGGCGAGGAGUACCUGGAUAUAUCAGGGGUAACACGGACUCAGGCUGGGCGAUAUGAAUGCAAAGCCAGCAAUGAUGUGGCCACACCAGAUGUCAAAUAUGUCAACGUGGUUGUCAACUAUCCUCCUUUCAUCAAAGAUGCCAAGAACUCUGACCCUCAGGUGGGCCGCAUGGGUGUCCUCCAGUGUGAGGCCUCUGCUGUCCCCAAGCCAGAGUUUGAGUGGUACAGAGACGACAAGAGGUUAUCUAACGGCCAGGGUCUCAGCAUCCAGAUGAUGGGGACCCGUACUCUCUUGUUGGUAUCCAACGUCACAGAAGAGGAUUAUGGGAACUACACAUGUGUGGCCACCAACAGGCUGGGCAUCCACAACGCCAGCGUGUUUCUCUACAGACCUGGGACUGGUAAAUCCCUCAACGGUGUGGUUGCGGUGACCCACUCAGUGUGGCUCCUGCUGGGCUGCCUCAUCUGCCUUCUCUUGAAAUGUUAAUAAGAGCAAAACGUCCUCCCUCCCUCCCGAGCCCCGUCACCAACAAAAUUACAUCCAGACUGUUUGCAUAAUCUUGCCAACCUUACCAGUGAGCUGCUGGCCACGCCCUAGUUACAUUUACCAUUUAAGAGAAAAGAAGCUACUAGAAUGGGCUAUUAAUAUGUUUUAGUAACAAAAGAAUACAAGAAAAAAUUGUGAAAUGUGAGUUUGAACAAAAGAGAAAAAAAGAUCUAUAAAACAAAAUCGUGCUCUUUUUAAGAAUGGAUUGUUGUUCAUUUUUUGAUUGUUUUUUUUGUUAGUUUUUUUGACUGUAACCAUUAAUUGUUUUCCUGUUGCUUUGGCUCAAUGUGUUCUGUAUCUGUGAUGCCAGGUGCUGUUCUGUGGUGCACAAGUCUUCACAAGGCAGGGAUUUUCAAAUCACAUGUGGCAACCUCCAACAAACAGACGACAUUUAGACACUGACCUCUCCUCUCCAGAGAGCGUAAGCCCUGCCAAACUCUUGAGCUUGUGGUGCUGUUUGUCACUCCCACAAGUUUUAGCUUUCUCUUAGAGGCAUAAUAUCCACAUAUUUACCUGCCAAAUAUCAGUAACACAUUAAAAAUAAACAAUAGCUAAAUAUUGAUGCCGAUCAUCCACUCAGAGAACAAAUACCACAAACCCGGAGAAUUGCAAUGCAGGAAGAGUUUGUUAGUUCGCAUACAUUAUUCACUUGCUAGCUAACCGGAGGCAUGAUUUGUACGUGAUUUCCAUCGCAACGCCACAACUGGUCCCGUCUUAACAGGCUUCAUAAUAGCUGGAGAGAUAAAAUUGUCUGCUCUGUUGCCAUCGCUAAGACAGAGGGGACAAUAGACAGUAAAUAAUAUGGUGAAGAUUUCAAGAUUGUGGUGAAGUCACAAGUGUGUUCUGCGGCCCCAAACAACAUCCAUUGGGUGGGUCCCUAUUUCAGAGCUGCGGCUGGUGAGGACAUAGGAGCAAAUGUCUAGUGAUGAACGUCACCUUUCUCUCUCCAAACUAAGUGUUAGGAAUUGAUUGCCCCCCUUCAGCUUCGACACUCUCCAGUUAUACUAAACUAAGUGGGUCACCAUACAGGCAAGUGUCAGGGCAUUGGAAAGGGGCCCAUAUUCCCUUUUCAUACCUUAGGAAUAGCUGAAGUAACGAAUUUUGGGAAAUAUACGUGUGACAUUAAUGAUUGGUCAGCUUUUAUUUAUCUAUUUUUGUUUUGUUUUCUUGUUUGUUUGCUUGUUUUGCAUAUGAAAAUUCACAAUAUAUAUUUUUCAGCCAUUUCAGUCUGCGACAGUGUGUAAAUAUAUAUACUUGAAUCCAAUGUCCUUAUAAAAAAAAGAACAAUUUAAUAUAUGUCCAUGUUUCUAAAUAGAUAGUCAUUUAUUGCGGAUUAACUCAUAGGUGCCUAUGAAGGCCGAAGAAAAUGAAGGCAACUAGAGGCAGAAUUUAAUAAAUUGUAUGUUUCAAAUGACCCAUUGGUGGGCCUUUGAAUCCUUGGCAUCUUUAUUUUUAUUUAUUUUUUAUUCUUCAUAGAAUGUAAGCAUUUCAGUAAACUAAGGAUUUGAGAUACAUAGCUAGAAUGACAGUGAGCUGAAUGCCAAAACAAUCAGAAAGCAUCUCGUGUCUAACAUCUAACAAUACAGAAGCCAUCACCAAGACCGGGCGAGUCUGUCUGAGAAUAUCUUUCAAGAAGCCACAGAAUGUUUGUAUGUGUUCAUCAUGCAACAUGCACAUUUAACAUUGUUUGAUUUCACACCUAACAAGUAAAAGUCUGUGUCAAAACGAGGCAAAAACUAAUCUCAAGAGCCUCAAAUAAACAGACUUCUAGUAUUACUGUGGGAGUUAGGACGGCUUUUUGAAAUCUCCUAACCCAGGGAAGAAAUCUACUCUUCUGAUAAAAAUCCACCUCUCCUCGCUCUGCAAGCUUUCAAAGGUUCAGCUUUGAUGCCUUGUGCUAAGUAACUAUUUUACAUCCCAAAAAUGCAGACAAUUCCCCAUCUGUUAUAGAUAACACGUGGCUGAAGAGUAGUGGUUACAGGCUGAUGGUCCUGAUCUAACAAGCACUGAUUUUUCCCUGUGCGGGAAUUGGGAGAUAGAGACUGUGUGUGUGUUUGUGUGUGUGUGCGUGUUUGUGUGUGUGUGUGUGUGUGUGUGUGUG
Clupea harengus (Atlantic herring) is the source of this 3560-nucleotide messenger RNA. It is a transcript of the gene lsamp, whose product is annotated as limbic system associated membrane protein. The record is from RefSeq and is a predicted model, not a curated record. NCBI's taxonomy places the organism in Eukaryota, Metazoa, Chordata, Actinopteri, Clupeiformes, Clupeidae.